Messenger RNA from Actinia tenebrosa (Australian red waratah sea anemone), 2987 nucleotides. RefSeq names its product hemicentin-2. The record is from RefSeq and is a predicted model, not a curated record. NCBI's taxonomy places the organism in Eukaryota, Metazoa, Cnidaria, Anthozoa, Actiniaria, Actiniidae.
UUUUAUGUUUAUAAAACAAAAGGCAAAGUGCAAAUCUAAAACUUAUGAAUGAAAAACUUCUCGUUAACAUCGAACAACUAUGAAGAACAACGAAAGCCUAUGCUAUCAAAUGCUAUUUCAUAUAAUGAUGUCUUAUUUGACAAUGUCAGAUGGAUUACUUGAAUGGAUACAGAAGCCUAACAUCAAUACAGAGUUAAUUCGCGGACGCAAUGCAUCUCUACAGUGGAAGUAUAAUAUUCCUAAUGGCGAGGUCUUCAAAUUCUUACUUAUUACAAGAUACAAAGAUGCAAAGCACAGCUAUGCUAGACAAACCAUGGCGAUCAAGAUGGCUGACGGCCGUGUAGAGAUAUACGCAAGUUUUAGAAACAUUAUUAAUGUAACUGGGGCAGUAACGUUGAAUAUAAACAAGGUGGAAAUGAGCGACGAGACUAUAUAUUGUUGCGAAGUACAUUAUUCUGCUAAAAGUGAUAUCAAUUGUGUGCAAGCGUUUGUGCUAGAUCAACCAAAAAUAACCCACUAUCCAAGGAAUAGAACGGUGCUUGAAGAUACCGUGGUUUCUUUGUACUGUAAUGCUACUGGGAUCCCUGUUCCAAGCAUUGAGUGGUAUCGAAUUGACUCUUCCUAUCAGCGCAUCCACUCAGGGAAGACAUUGAAUAUAUUAAUGACAAGAAAUAAUAGUGGUGUAUUUGUGUGCAAAGCAUGGAACAGAAUUGGUGCUGCAAAUGGAUCAGCCUACAUUGACGUAAAGUAUUCUCCUAAAGCAAUUGUGAGUUUAAAAAGCACCGUCGCGAAUCAGAGUGACCUCGUUAAAGUAAGGUGCCAUGUGACCGGAAACCCCAAGCCAUCAAUAAGGUGGUAUAAGAUAGAAAAGCGCUCCCGUGUAUUGUCUUUGGAAAGUACUCUGGACCUAAAGAUCAGGAGCAAGUCAGAUGAAGGAAGGUAUCAAUGCCAGGCCAACAAUGGUAUUGGGAAUUCGAGUGAUGACAUAAUAACAGUGUUUGUUCAAAAUUACUCUCCCAUUAAUGCAAGCAUCGAAACUUGUCCCCUGAACGAGCAAGUGGCAGAAAACCAGACGUUCGUAAUGCAAUGUUCGAGCAUUGCAAAUCCUUCUCCAACAUAUCGUAUUUACCACAACCAGAAAUUGAUUAAAGAAAACCGUUCUGGUUAUCACAAGAUUUGUCGAGUCAAAGAAGUCACUCUGGAAAAUACACAUGCAUCCCCUCGAAUAGCUAUGGCGUUGGAAAAGGUGUAUCCUCCAACCGUUACCGUCCAUCCAAGGACUAUAAAACUAAAAGAAGGCGCAGUUGCUACUUUAAAAUGUGAUGCUACUGGCAACCCCUACCCUAAUAUCAUAUGGCAAAAAGAAGGAGUUUCGGGCAUUUUGAGUACGAGCAAUGUUCUUGUAAUCAACGGUACCCGACGCAGUGAUACAGGAAACUACAUAUGCAGGGCGUACAAUGGCAUCGGGACAUCGGUUUUAAGCUCAAGUCAUUUGGAGAUAUACUAUACACCGGAAAUAAUCAUUCCACCCAUCAAUGUAACAAUCCUGGAAACUCUGAAUACAUCGUUUUACUGCGAAGCUGUUGGGAAUCCAGAGCCUAUAAUUACAUGGAUGAAACUCGAAAAUGGGAUAUUUAGGGCUCUAAAUUCAUCGGAAGAAAGAUUGAAGCUUAUCCAUACUUCCAGAGCUGAUGCUGGAGUGUAUGUUUGUAUCGCAUCCAAUAUCAUUGGGAAUGUUAGUGUUUCUACAAAGCUUGAUGUUCAAUAUAAACCUUCAAACACAAGGUUGUUCUCAAGUCCUGCUCAAAACACUGUACAGAUCAAAGACUCAGUGACUAUGUACUGUCAAACAGAAGCAAGUCCAUCAGCAGACCUGUAUCAGUUCUUUUAUGGUGAUAAUCUCAUUGCAAUAACAAACAAUGGCGCCCACCAUCUGAUAACUGUAGAGAAGGAGCACGAAGGGGUUUAUCGCUGUAAGGCAUUAAAUACAUUGGGACUUGGAGACACGGCAAAUAUGUUUCUUAGAGUUAAAGUCCCUGCAUCCAUCGUACUUUACCCAAAAAACCAGACGUUAAAUGAAGGCGACACUUUGAUACUGACAUGCGUUGCAAAUGGUGACCCAUUUCCAAACAUCACCUGGACGAUGAGAAACAGCAGCAUAGUGAUCUCUAAUGAGCAAGUCUUGGAGUUAAAGAAUACCACCAGAAUCAAUGGAGGAGUAUAUGAGUGCUCAGCUGGUAAUGGUGUUGGUGAAAAUGUCAUGGCAGUGGCAAGAGUUAUGGUGAAAUACAAACCCAAUGUUGCAGUUGCCAGGACGAGUUUACACAGAAAAGAUUCCCGGAACGAAAUACAGUUAUCAUGCACUGCGACAGGGUAUCCGUUACCAGUCAUUGUAUGGUCACCACGGUCACGAAAUUCAACAGUCCUAUGUAGGGCAAUCUCAAUGACGAAGAGAGUUAGCACUGUAGUAUUCAAAAUAGCGAAAACACUGGAUGGUGUGGAUGUGAUUCGAUGCUAUGCAUGGAAUACUAUGGGAAACGCCUUUGGAAACGUUACGCUUCGACGAGUCGAAAAAUACGAAAGCCAACAUCACAGUGCAAAUACCUGGUUUGGUCUGUCACUCUUCAAUGUUUUAGGAAUUAUGAUUGGAUUUAUGGCUGUGUUUAUAGCAGCUGUAGUCAUGGCAACGGUGUACAAACAGCGUAGAUCUGGCAAAGUCGUGCUUUCAAAAUAGAUGAAUCUGCUGAGCAACUGCUUCCUCUUCUGCAGCGUCUACCACUUCAUAAAUUUAAUAUUUUAGUAAUAUAUCUAAGACUUUGAUAAGUCAAUCAUUUAGCCAAAUCAUAACCAAUAGGUCAUUCGAGUCAAACGGAAAUAUUUUUCUCCCUUUGACUCAUAACAGAACUAGAUCAAAAGCUACUAGGUAGAAUAAGAAGCCGACAUAGUAUAGAGAAAAAACAACCGAUAAUAAAAAUACAAUAGACGCA